AUGGAAGAACAAAAAGUUAGUGUAGUACUCUUUGGCUAUCUUAAUUGCGGUAAAACUACUUUCCUCAACCUACUUCAGUCUCUCCCAUUUGAUAAACAAUAUAAUCCAUCAUCAGAUAAGGAAACCACAGAUAUUAAACUUCAAUAUGAAAAUGUUACUGUUCAAACAACAAUAACUGAGUUCAGUGGAAAUGCAUUUACCUGUAGCAAUAAUUUAAGAAGUAUUGAUUAUGGUAAAAUGGGUACAAUUCAUAUUUUCUUUAUUGCACAAGAUGAUGAAGCAACACUCAACUUCUUUGAUGGCUUUUCAAGAAGUCCAAAUUAUGCUUUUUGUCAAACAGAAAUAAUGGUUUUGGUUGUUACCAAAGUAGACCAAAAAGAAGGAAGAGAAAGAAAUAUUCAAAUACAAGAAACUGCAAAAGAAAAUGAUGCUCUUUAUUAUGAAGUAUCUAUGAAAGAAGAUCCUGCUCAAGUUAAAGUAAUAAUGAAUGAAAUUCUCAGAAAAUAUUUUGAACAACAAGAAGAUUUAAUGUCAUUAUCUUUUACUUCUUUUGACUCACUAGUAUCUUGUAGAAAAGGAUUAAAACAUAAUCUACAAUCUGAAAGAAAGUUGCCCUCACAAAAGAAAAUCAAAAACAAAAAAGUAAAAACAAAAAAAUGCAUUUUGUUGUAA
This is a messenger RNA of Entamoeba dispar SAW760, 672 nucleotides long. RefSeq lists its product as uncharacterized. The transcript has a single exon. The coding region runs from base 1 to 672 and encodes 223 amino acids. Gene Ontology annotation, molecular function: GTP binding; GTPase activity. The record is from RefSeq and is a predicted model, not a curated record. NCBI's taxonomy places the organism in Eukaryota, Evosea, Mastigamoebida, Endamoebidae.